Molecule: messenger RNA, 858 nt
Organism: Cyanidioschyzon merolae strain 10D
Lineage: Eukaryota; Rhodophyta; Bangiophyceae; Cyanidiales; Cyanidiaceae
Product: similar to ring finger protein
Exons: 1
Coding region: 1-858 (285 amino acids)
Source: RefSeq, a predicted model, not a curated record
AUGGCAAUAAUCGUGUUCGGAAUCGUGGCGGCGGUUUGUGUUUGUUUGCUUCUCGCCGCAUGGCUCUAUGCCUGCGUGCGAGAGCGGCGGGCGUUGCGCCGGGCUAUGACUCGUGAGAGCGCCGCGAACCGAGCGGUCGGCGACGCAGAAGACCCCACACGCAUGGGGAACCAGAGAGCUGUCUUCGUUGACGGCGUGUAUCUGUACAGCAUUCCGGGAAAUGCGGGUGGAGAACAGAGAGCUCCGCCGGGCGGGGUAGCAGGAGCCGGCGUUUGGGGGCCGACUCGGAUACCUGCGUCGCUCGUUCUUGCAAGACUCGAUAAAACAUCUCCUCCUGCUCCGCUUACAAGCUGUCCAAGCUGUGGAGCAGAGAGCCCAGCGGCAGCUGCAGCGCUCGCAACUGUGCCGAACGAAAGCCAGCGUGAGGGCAAAGGGCUCUGUGGAGCCGACGGCGUCUACUGCCAGUGCUGUUCAAUCUGUCUUGAUCCUUUUAUGAAAGGUGACAUGAGUCGCAAGCUCUCAUGCGGUCAUUUGUUCCAUUCCCAUUGCAUAAGCAAGUGGGUUCAGAGGGCGAAUCGUUGCCCGUUGUGUCAGCACGAAAUCGUACGGCUUGAAGAGGUAGUCCAGGAUCUGCGACAGACCCAGGGAGGUAGCGGCUCCAGUACUGGAACAGCACAAGAUGCGGACACCGGCACAACAGCCGCCCCCGGCAGUGCCAGGACGCAGCCGCCUUCGGAUUCGAGCAUCUCUGGAACAGCGCGAAGCACUGCGCAGGAGAAUAGACCUGUUCCAAGACCUCGAAACGCUCAGCAGUAUCCCUUACUGGGAUCACUCGGAUCGGGUUUCUUUUUCGCGUAG